Messenger RNA from Cyanistes caeruleus (blue tit), 1389 nucleotides. Lineage: Eukaryota; Metazoa; Chordata; Aves; Passeriformes; Paridae. The record is from RefSeq and is a predicted model, not a curated record.
GCUCGGAUCGGGCUGGAAUCGUGGGGUGGAAUGGGAGGGGAUGGUGGGUGACGUUAAGAUGUCUGUCUAGGUACUGGCUCGGCUGCAUCCCAAGGGAGAGAGGAACAGCCUCGCGUCGCCCAUCCCAGGGUAAAAAUGAACGUGGGAGUUGCCCACAGCGAGGUAAAUCCAAACACUCGGGUGAUGAACAGCCGUGGAAUGUGGCUGACAUACGCGCUUGGAGUCGGCAUGCUGCACAUUGUCCUGCUCAGCAUUCCCUUCUUUAGUGUCCCUGUCGCCUGGACUUUAACAAAUGUCAUUCACAACCUGGGAAUGUAUGUGUUUUUGCAUGCAGUAAAGGGAACUCCUUUUGAAACACCUGAUCAGGGCAAAGCUAGGCUACUAACACACUGGGAACAACUGGAUUAUGGAGUACAAUUCACAUCUUCAAGGAAGUUCUUCACAAUCUCUCCUAUAAUUCUGUACUUCCUGACGAGUUUCUAUACAAAGUAUGAUCCGACACACUUUAUCCUCAACACAGCCUCUCUCCUGACAGUGCUUAUCCCCAAGCUCCCACAGUUGCAUGGGGUUCGAAUCUUUGGCAUCAAUAAAUACUGAGCAGAAGGUUCAACACUGGCUGCCCCUGACAUGGCUACUGCUGCUCCCUGGGUGUAGGAAACGAGUAGUCUGCUGUGCUGAGUAUCUCGCCCUAGUCAGGGAGAGAUGCUUUUACGUCUGAGAUACAAUUCCUGCUUCCCGCAGCAUUGUCUGGGAUGAAAAUCAACUUUAUAUGAAGAUGCCUUCAGAUACUUCAAUAUGUAUUGGAAAUGCAUAGAAGAAAGAUUUCCAUGAAGAACUGGGCAGGCCCAGCUCUAAAGCCUAAUCCCCACUAAGACUGUACGUGUGGCUGAUGCAAGUGGCUCGUAAGGAAGGUACAUGUAACAGCUGAAAUGGAGAGGAGAGUUUCACAAAUGCCCAUCAUCCAUAAUGCAGGUGGUAACUUUACAUAUAAAUCCAGAAUCCUCAAUGCCAAGGACUGGUGAGGCCACAUUGUUAGACUAAGAGAAAUUAGGUAGUUUCUGCUGUAAUGGAUUGUAAGUGGUUGUGCUUGUUUAUGCAUUGUAAGUUUGUCCCACAGUAAGUACUGUGACAGCAAGCAUAAAUUGAUGGUAUAAUUCCUGCCUUCACUGUUCUUGUGAUUUUUUAAAUUUUUUUUUUUUUUUUGGUCACAAUGACUGAAGAAAGACCCUGACUGCCAGCUCGGGAUUUCCACAUCAACUGUAUCUCACUUUAUGUAUGCUUUUCCAAGUUGCCACUGUUCAGUUUAUUUCAUUUUGCUUACCAGGAUACUGAAUAUUCUAUGUGUAAAUGGGACAUCCUGAAAAAUUGCAGUUUCUUUUUAGGUGUGGA